AUGAACGAGAGUCGGAGGGAAGCGCUGGCGGCGGCCCCCGCGCCCACCGCCGCCGCCUCCUCCUCCUCGGCCUCAUCCAACACCACCGGCGUGGCGGGAGGCCCCGGGGCCGGACCCAAAGACGAGGCCUUCUCAAAGCUCAAGAACAAGUUUAUGAACGAGCUCAACAAGAUCCCACUGCCGUCGUGGGCCAUCGUGUCCAUCGCCUUCGUGGCAAUCAUCUUGGUGCUGGCCUGCUGCUUCUGCGUCUGCAAAAAGUGGAUAUUCAAGAAGAAGAACAAGAAGAAGGGCAAGGAUAAAGGCAAAAAUGCCAUCAACAUGAAGGACGUCAAGGACGGAGGCAAAACCGAGGCCUUGAAGGAUGAGGAGGACGCCGAGACAGGCCUGACCGAAACGGAGAAAGAGGCCGAGCCCAAGGAGGAGCAGAAACUGGGCAAAUUACAGUACUCGCUGGAUUACAAUUUCACCGAGAACACGCUCAUGGUGGGAAUCAUCCAGGCGGCCGAGCUUCCCGCCAUGGACAUGGGCGGCACUUCCGACCCGUACGUCAAAGUGUACCUGCUCCCCGACAAGAAGAAGAAGUUUGAGACCAAAGUCCACCGCAAGACCCUUAAUCCCACCUUCAACGAGCAGUUCACCUUCAAGGUUCCCUACGUGGAGCUGGGCGGUAAGACGCUGGUCAUGACGGUGUACGACUUUGACCGCUUCUCCAAGCACGACGCCAUCGGCGACAUCAAGGUGCCCAUGAAUAAGGUGGACUUCAGCCACAUCACCGAGGAGUGGCGAGACUUGCAGAGCGCCGAGAAGGAGGAGCAAGAAAAACUGGGCGACAUUUGCUUCUCCCUGCGCUACGUGCCCACCGCCGGCAAGCUAACCGUGGUGGUCCUGGAGGCCAAAAACCUGAAGAAGAUGGACGUGGGCGGACUGUCAGAUCCGUACGUGAAGAUCCACCUGAUGCAGAACGGCAAACGUCUGAAGAAGAAGAAGACCACCAUCAAGAAGAACACGCUCAACCCGUACUACAACGAGUCCUUCAGCUUCGAAGUCCCUUUCGAACAAAUCCAGAAGGUGCAGGUGGUGAUCACGGUGCUGGACUACGACAAGAUCGGCAAAAACGACGCCAUCGGCAAAGUGUUCGUGGGCCUCAACAGCUCGGGAACGGAGCUCCGCCAUUGGUCCGACAUGUUGGCCAAUCCCAGGAGACCCAUCGCCCAGUGGCACGUGCUCAAACCUGAGGAAGAGGUGGACGCGCAGCUCUCCACCAAGAAAUAG
This is a messenger RNA of Nerophis lumbriciformis (worm pipefish), 1272 nucleotides long. The record is from RefSeq and is a predicted model, not a curated record. NCBI's taxonomy places the organism in Eukaryota, Metazoa, Chordata, Actinopteri, Syngnathiformes, Syngnathidae.